AUGCCGGAAAAAGAGACCCCGGAGGGUAUUAGGGAGAGCGUCAGCGAGGAACCUAUUGAGUGGGAUGGUGCUUUACACGGGGUUCGCCUUUUCCUUGGGGCCCUUGGUCUCGGCUUGGCUCUAUUUCUCACUGGCAUUGAAGCUACUAUCGUGAGCACGUCCUUGGUGACUAUCACCAAUGACUUAGGGGAUUUCGGUCGAAGCAGUUGGGUUAUCACGUCCUACUUGCUCACUUAUACCGGAUUCCUUAUGAUCUGGUCGAAGAUUGGUGACAUCUGGCGGGUGAAGACAAGCCUUCUUACAUCUCUUUCUAUUUUCACCGCGUUUUCCGGCGGCUGUGGUGGUGCGCAUAGUCUCAGUCAAUUAAUCAUCUGCCGUGCAUUUCAAGGGAUAGGCGCCGCUGGUGUAUACUCACUCACGCUCUUUUCCUUCGUCCGCAUAGUUCCAUACCGACAAUACGAUACCAUCAGCUCCGUCGCUGGCGGCAUUCUGUCUCUAGGGCUUGCCCUUGGUCCCUUGAUUGGGGGUGCUGUUGCUGAAAAGGGCAAUUGGCGCUGGGUAUUCUUGUGCAAUGUUCCGGCAGGUGCCUUUUCCCUGAUACUGUUACUUUUCGUGCUGCCAGCCAACUUUCCCUAUGAUUCGUCUACCCAAACUGCAGUAUCUUCUACAUGCCAUGAAAUUGGUCUGAAAGUUAAAACUUUUCUUCGGCGCGCAGACGUCCUUGGCGCAUUGGCUCUGUUAGCUGCGUGCUCAUUUGCCAUUGCAGCCCUACAGGAAGGCAAUUUUGAAUACCCAUGGUCAUCCGGUCUUGUGAUCAGUUUUCUCGUCAUUUCAGGGCUCUUCUGGGUUGUCUUCAUCUGGUGGGAGUGGCUUAUUAGCAAGCGGGAUCUGAAUAUUUACGCCAUGUUCCCCUGGAGACUGGCUCACAACCGCAUAUUCCUUGGGGCUGCGCUUGGGUUUUUCACUACGGGCCUCCCGAUGACCGUCAGUAUCAUCAUGAUCCCUCAGCGGUUUCAGAUCGUCAAUGGCUGCUCCCCGAUGGGUGCAGGAGUCCGAUUCUUAGCUUAUGCGUUAAGCAGCCCAGUCGGUAUAAUGUCCUGCUCUAUAUUAGUGGGACGGCUUAGAAUCCCAUUUUGCUAUAUUGCAAUUGGAGGUAUAGCCUUUCAGAUCGUCGGUCUUUUUCUGUUCUCCGAGACCCCGUUUUCAACAAAGAUCUCAGCUGCGCAGUAUGGAUACCUUGUCCUAGCGGGACUAGGAACGGGCACCAGCGUGGCGGUAUUCUAUAUGAUGGCGCCGCUUGUGGUAGAGGAGAAAGAUCAAUCUAUCGCCUUGAGUACCGGACUCCAGCUGCGCAUGCUCGGUGGUGUCCUCGGCGUUGCAGCAUCCACAACCAUCUUGCACAAUUAUUUGAAGAACCGAUUGACAGGGACUCUGAGUUCAGAGCAACUGGGCCUAGUGAUUUCCUCCAGUGACGCAAUCGGACUGUUCUCUCCCGGUACACAGCUUCGUAUCCGCCAGGCCUACUCUGUCGCCUACAGUGAGCAGGUGAAGCUCGCCGGGGCAUUCUCUGUGGCGCAACUACUCUCUGUCGCUAUGAUUUGGAAGCGCACGAAUGUGCGGUAUUUGAAACGUUAG
This is a messenger RNA of Aspergillus alliaceus, 1635 nucleotides long. Its product is annotated as major facilitator superfamily domain-containing protein. The record is from RefSeq and is a predicted model, not a curated record. The coding region runs from base 1 to 1635 and encodes 544 amino acids. Lineage: Eukaryota; Fungi; Ascomycota; Eurotiomycetes; Eurotiales; Aspergillaceae. Gene Ontology annotation, biological process: transmembrane transport. The transcript is spliced from 6 exons. Gene Ontology annotation, molecular function: transmembrane transporter activity.